Molecule: messenger RNA, 1952 nt
Organism: Spodoptera litura
Lineage: Eukaryota; Metazoa; Arthropoda; Insecta; Lepidoptera; Noctuidae
Gene: Poxm
Product: paired box pox-meso
Biological process (GO): regulation of transcription by RNA polymerase II; anatomical structure development
Molecular function (GO): DNA-binding transcription factor activity, RNA polymerase II-specific; RNA polymerase II cis-regulatory region sequence-specific DNA binding
Source: RefSeq, a predicted model, not a curated record
AGCGUCGCGCGACGAACGUGAGUGCCGCGGUGUCCAUGUGAAGUGAAGUGACAACUGACAUGAUGCUGGGCGGCAUGGACGGCAAGGAGUACGGGGCGCUGCACGCCGCAGCCGCCGCCGCGGGAUACGCUAUGGAUACCGACCCUAGUGCGGCGGGUAUGGGCAACCCUGGCAUGGCAGGCACAGGCACCCAGCAGUACGGAGAGGUGAACCAGCUCGGAGGAGUCUUCGUCAAUGGAAGACCACUACCCAACGCGGUACGACUGAGGAUAGUCGAACUAGCACAACUUGGAAUCAGGCCAUGCGACAUCAGCCGGCAGCUGCGAGUGUCACACGGCUGUGUCUCCAAGAUCCUGGCGCGCUACCACGAGACCGGCUCCAUCCUGCCAGGAGCCAUCGGCGGCUCCAAGCCCAGGGUCACCACACCUAAGGUGGUAUCAUACAUAAAGCAACUCAAAGCGAAGGACCCUGGCAUCUUCGCGUGGGAGAUCAGGGACCGGCUGCUGGCGGACGGCGUGUGCGACAAGUACAACGUGCCGUCGGUGUCAAGCAUCAGCCGCAUCCUGCGCAACAAGCUCGGCGGCGGCGCGCUGUACCCCGUGCCGCCGCUCUACCCUGUGCCGCCGCAGCGCUGCUGGCCGCUGCACCAGCCCUACGACUACUACGUCUACUUACAGGGUCGUCAGCACACAGCAGGCAACCCCCACGCGCUGCCUCACCCUCAUCAGCAGCCACCUCCGCCCCACCAUGCGCACGCGCAUGCCCUCUGACACGCGCGCCUCGCUACCAAUCACGACCGGUGAUUAACAUAGCCGGUGAUCACUAGAUCACCACCAGUGACCAGUGAUCACCCAGUGAAGUGAAGUGAUACUAUUAGUGAUCGUGGUACUAUUGAGUGACGGGAGUGACAGUUGACACUAUUGCAGGGUACGUCACGACUGAGAUUAGUAGAGUAAGAUAUACUUUAUAUCACUGUACUUGGCUGUACAUGUCAUAUGCAAGGGCCAUGAUUUUAUGAAGUAACUGUAUUUAAUAAAGAAAUUAAAUUAGAAGUGCAAAAUUUUAUGAAUUCGCCAUAUUACUCGAAAUAUAAACAUUGAAAAUGUGAUGAUAUAGAAGAUAUUUUUGUAAUUACAAUUGAAAGUCUGGAACUAGACAAAAACGACUAGUCUCAAUAACCUUUCGGAAAUUACUAGUUGAACAAAAAUUCUGAUUUAUUUAGUAUCAAACUUAUGUCUAAAUUGUAUCUCUAUCAAAAUUGCAGUAAUUGAGUCUCGUAGUUCGUGUGUCCGCCUGUGGUUGACUCCAGGGCCUGGUUCAAAGUGCUGAGUGAUAUAAAAGUGACAAACUGAUCUUGUAGUGAUAAACAUAGUUGUUGAUAAAAAGUAUUACCUAUAUUAUUAUUGUAUAUACGAUACGUUAUCACGUGUAAGAUACAUAGAUUCUAUUAAAUAUUUGUUUACAAGGCGAUUCAUAUCACAGUUUUGGUAUAAAGAAAAUUAUAUAGAAGUACCUGUGCUGACGCAUAGAUAAUGUCUGUCAUUGCAUUGCAUAAUUUUAUAUCGAUAUAUGAUUAAAUAAUAUUGUACUUUAUUUUUAUAACAAAUUAAUUUGAUAUGAAAGUACAUACAUAUUGUACUAUUAGUAUUUUUAUUAACGUUAUGGCUAUUUUUAUGUCGAAAGCUGCGAGCCGUCGGUAGUUGGCCGUCGGAUUAAAAAAUAUUGAAUUGAUUCAUCAGCGUGAAGAAGAAACUAUCAGAAAUUAUUUAUACAACAUAUGUUAUCUCCAUUUACAUAGCUAAUUUACUAAUGUUUUCUGGACAAAACGAACUUAAAUUAUAGUACUUUAGUGUUUAGAAUCGAGUUGUGAUAUGAACCGUCAAAUAACUUGUAGAUAUUUAGGUGUAAGUUAUGGUAUCAUUAAGUGAAGCGAUGCGGAUGUCCUCAACUGU